UAGAAACCAAGUCAACCAAGGUCUUCAUCUCAUCUCUCCUCUCUCACUCUCCCUAUUCCGAUCCUGUCCUCCUCCUCCUCCGGCCAUCCAUGGAGUCUCUCCCCCACGACGCCCUCCACCACAUCUUCUCCCUCCUCCCCCUCCGCCAGAUCAUCAUCUGCCGCUGCGUCAGCAAACACCUCCACUCUCUCCUCACCUCCCCCUCCCACUCUCCUCCCCUCCCCCUCCUCGCCCUCCGCCCCCACCACCACCACCUCUCCUCCUCCCCUCCUUCCCUCCACGUCUUCGACCCCUCCCUCCGCCGCUGGCUCCGCCUCCCCCUCGACUUCCUCCUCCCCUUCCGCUCCCCCCACCCCGUCGCCGCCUCCUCCUCCGGCCUCCUCUUCCUCUGGGCCGACUCCCCCUCCUCCUCCAAGUCCCUCCUCCUCUGCAACCCCCUCACCCGCCUCUUCCGCCCCCUCCCCCCUCUCGGCUCCGCCUGGUCCCGCCACGGCUCCGUCCUCGUUGACUCCUCCUCCUCCGACGUCAUGGUCCUCACCGAGCUCGCCGCCCUCUACUUCUCCCCCUCCUCCCCCUCCCCCUCCAAUAAAUGGCUCAAAUUCUCCUCCAACCUCCCCUCCAAGCCCCGCAGCCCCAUCCUCACUUCCCACUCCGUCUUCGCCCUCUGCGACGUCGGCUCGCCGUGGCGCAGCCAGUGGAAGCUCUUCUGUUGCACCAUCUCCAAGCUCCGGAGCUCCCAGACCUGGACCACGCUCGACAAGCCGGCAUGGGGGGACGUUUUCGACAUCUUGAAACGGCCGAGGUUGGUGAAGGGCAACGCCGGCAAGAUACUGAUGGUUGGGGGACUGAAGUCUUCGUUCUCGCUCAACUCGGUGUGCUCGACGAUUCUGAUACUGAGGCUGGACUUGGAGAGCUGGGAGUGGGACGAGGCGGGGCGGAUGCCCGUGGAGAUGUUUAAGUGUUUUCAGGAGUGUAGUAAGUUCAAGGUGUUUGGUGGCGGCGACAGGGUGUGUUUUUCGGCCAAGAGGUUGGGGAAGUUGGCUUUGUGGGAUAAUGUUGGAGGGAAAGGAGAGUGGCAGUGGAUUGAGGGUCUUCCUGGGGGUGGUGAUGGGCUUUGCAGGGGCUUUGUUUUCGAAGCCAGGCUCACUCCGUUACCUUGAUCAGUCCGGUGAUGGUUUGAUGCUCAUUUUAGAGGCAAUUAUACUAUAAUUUGGUCAAGUUAGCCUGUUUCUCCUCUGGAAGGAGUCCUGCUU
Argentina anserina (silverweed cinquefoil) is the source of this 1253-nucleotide messenger RNA. Its product is annotated as SKP1-interacting partner 15. Lineage: Eukaryota; Viridiplantae; Streptophyta; Magnoliopsida; Rosales; Rosaceae. Gene Ontology annotation, molecular function: protein binding. The record is from RefSeq and is a predicted model, not a curated record. The transcript is spliced from 2 exons. Bases 90 to 1160 code for a protein of 356 amino acids.